Galendromus occidentalis (western predatory mite) is the source of this 1520-nucleotide messenger RNA. RefSeq names its product chromatin assembly factor 1 p55 subunit (gene Caf1-55). Bases 141 to 1403 code for a protein of 420 amino acids. Gene Ontology annotation, molecular function: protein binding. Lineage: Eukaryota; Metazoa; Arthropoda; Arachnida; Mesostigmata; Phytoseiidae. The record is from RefSeq and is a predicted model, not a curated record. The transcript has 5 exons.
CUCGGUGCGAGGAUCCGUUUGAUGCUCACAGCUUGCUUUGGCGCGUUCGGACGCUCGAACCUCGAUUUGUAUUUUUCGAGAAAAGUGUCGUUGAGGACAAUCAGUUGACGCGAGAAUAAGCUGCCCCUACCUGCCCCACUAUGACCGACAAAGACGCUGUGGAGGAGCGGGUUAUCAACGAGGAGUAUAAAAUAUGGAAGAAGAACACUCCUUUCCUGUACGAUCUCGUCAUGACACACGCCUUGGAAUGGCCGUCGCUGACCGCUCAGUGGUUGCCCGACAUAACCAAACCCGAGGGCAAGGAUUAUUCUGUUCAUCGUCUUAUUCUUGGGACUCAUACGUCGGAUGAGCAGAAUCAUCUUCUAAUUGCCUCGGUGCAACUCCCUGGAGAAGAUGCUCAGUUCGACGCCACCCAUUAUGACUCCGAAAAGGGCGAGUUCGGAGGCUUCGGAUCAGUAUCAGGAAAGAUCGAGAUCGAAAUUAAGAUCAAUCACGAGGGGGAAGUGAACCGCGCGCGUUACAUGCCUCAGAAUCCCUGUAUCAUAGCCACAAAAACCCCGUCAAGCGACGUGCUCAUAUUCGAUUACACGAAACAUCCCUCAAAGCCCGACCCCUCUGGGGAGUGCCAGCCAGACCUGAGGCUGCGCGGUCAUCAACGCGAAGGGUACGGUCUCUCCUGGAAUCCGAAUCUCAAUGGACACCUUUUAUCUGCCUCAGAUGAUCACACAAUUUGUUUGUGGGACAUCAAUGCGCCGCCCAGAGACGGUCACGUCGUAGAUGCCAAAAGCAUCUUCACCGGUCAUGUCGCCGUAGUAGAAGAUGUUGCUUGGCACCUUUUGCACGAGAGUCUUUUCGGAUCUGUCGCUGACGACCAAAAGCUCAUGAUAUGGGACACCAGAAAUUCCAAGACAGACAAACCGAGCCACACAGUCGACGCUCACACGGCCGAAGUGAAUUGUCUCUCGUUCAAUCCAUACUCCGAAUACAUUCUAGCUACUGGAUCGGCAGACAAAACUGUAGCUCUCUGGGAUCUUCGAAAUCUGAAGCUAAAACUACAUUCGUUCGAAAGCCACAAGGACGAAAUCUUCCAAGUUCAAUGGUCUCCGCAUAACGAGACCAUUCUCGCAUCUUCCGGUACCGAUCGGAGACUCCACGUGUGGGAUCUGUCGAAGAUUGGUGAGGAACAGAGUGCCGAGGAUGCCGAAGACGGACCCCCAGAGCUCCUCUUCAUACACGGAGGACACACUGCCAAGAUCAGUGACUUCUCGUGGAAUCCCAACGAGCCGUGGGUCAUCUGUUCUGUGUCCGAAGACAACAUCAUGCAAGUUUGGCAGAUGGCUGAAAACAUUUAUAACGACGAUGAGCCCGAUACACCGGCGACUGAGUUGGAGGGCAGCGCGUAAUAUCCUCAGGGAACUGUGAGGCUUCGAGGGUGCCGAAAGCAACGAAUAGCUUCUCAGGCGAUGUAAUAGAACUUAAAUAAACCGAAUCGGCUUCUUAUAUGAAACUCGCAAACAGCA